Messenger RNA from Anopheles arabiensis, 3866 nucleotides. It is a transcript of the gene Rhau, whose product is annotated as ATP-dependent DNA/RNA helicase DHX36. Bases 118 to 3273 code for a protein of 1051 amino acids. Gene Ontology annotation, molecular function: ATP binding; DNA helicase activity; G-quadruplex RNA binding. NCBI's taxonomy places the organism in Eukaryota, Metazoa, Arthropoda, Insecta, Diptera, Culicidae. The record is from RefSeq and is a predicted model, not a curated record. Gene Ontology annotation, cellular component: nucleus; cytoplasm; intracellular anatomical structure. The transcript has 5 exons.
UUAUUGCAAAAUCACAACAAACAGCCCCCUUCAAAACCCGGCAAAUAAUCAAAAGGCGCACGAAACACCACAUUUCGCACCCCUUUUUCGCGUGGAAAACGUUUGAACGCUUUUGUAAUGUCCGACGCUGAAGACUCGCUGGAAGAGAAACUACGCAAAUUUCGUCUCUGGAAGGAAGCUUCAGCGGAGGGUGGCAGCAUUUCGUUCAACUCAAAUGAAUCAGCGGCAUCUGGCCCAACAAUGGAUGGCUUCAGCAGUAGCAGCGGCAGCUCACAACGGAAAGCUCCCUCACACCUGCGUGGCCGCGCCAAGGGAUUGUUUUACCGCGAUCAGGGACGCCGUAACAGACAGCAGCAGGGGUCACAGGACGGGGAACCAUCGUCCAGCUACGGGGGUGACGAACGGCACAAAGAUUUGCAACGCCGCAAGGCACAGGAACGGUCCAGCUACGAGGCCAACGAAUCGGGCAGUUCCGGCCGGUUCCGGCGCUACCAGGACCAGCGGGACGUGCGGUUGGAGGAUCAGGCGGAAGAGCGCCGGCCGCCGAAUUUGCGUGGCAAAGCCCUGGGGCUGUACUAUCGCGACCGCCAGACGGCCCAGAAGCGGCAGCGCGAAAAGCGUGACGCCGUUGACAUUACGCUGCCCCGCUGGCAGAUACAGGAGAUACGCAACAACCUACAGAUGCACCGCGGUAUCGAGCAGAGCGACAUUUACCGGGAGUUUGCCGAGAAUGAAAACAUGCGGUCGGUGUUUAGGAACGAGUAUUUGCGCGUGAUCAGCAAAACGUUGCAGGAAUCGAUGGUGGAAGCGGUGGCAAGGAGGGAGAAUUCAUCCGGUUCGGCGUACGAACCGGGGUUGUUGGAUGAAGAGCUGCUAGAACAGCACGACCGAACCGUUCGCUCGAUGCACCCGUUGAGUGAGUUCCGGCGGCGGCUUCCGGCGUACCAAUCGCGCACCACGAUCCUCGAUAUGAUCGAGCGCAAUCAGGUGAUACUGAUAAAGGGCGAAACGGGCAGCGGUAAAACGACCCAGGUGCCUCAGUACAUCCUCGAGGAAGCUUCGGCCUGUGGCCGGGGUGCACGGUGCCGGAUUCUGUGCACACAACCACGCCGCAUAUCGGCCAUUACGCUUGCGCGGCGCGUGGCGGAAGAGCGAAACGAGCGGUUGGGCAACUCGGUCGGCUACCAGAUCCGGCUGGAAGCGGAAAGGCCACGGCAGGCCGGGGGGAGUAUCAUGUUCUGUACGACCGGCAUCGUGCUGACGAUCAUGCAGUCCGAUCCCCUGCUGAGCGAGUACACGCAUCUCGUGCUGGACGAGAUACACGAGCGGGACGUCAUCACGGAUCUGCUGCUGGCCAUCAUUCGGAUGGUGUUGCCGUACCGGAAAGAUCUGCGCGUGAUACUGAUGAGCGCAACGCUGACGGCGGAAACGUUCUCGCAGUACUUCAACAACUGUCCGACGGUGGAGAUCCGUGGCAUCACGUACCCGGUGACGGAGUACUAUCUGGAGGACAUUCUGGACGAGCUGAAGUUUUACACCUUUGAGGACAAGUACGGGCAAAAGUCACACUUUAGGGGAAGGGGGCGGCAGGACGAUCCAUUCCAAGCGAUGAUUGAACCGUACUGCAGUGAGAUUCGUGGCCGCUAUCCGGCACCUGUCCUGCGGGCGCUGCAAAAUCCCGGCAGCGAGUCCAACCAGAACGAAUUGAUCGUGGAGCUGCUUUACUACAUCACGUGCUCGAAGCCGGACGGUGCGAUUUUAGUGUUUCUCCCGAGCUACAUGCAAAUUACCAACGUGUACAAGAUGAUCAACGAACAUCCGCAUCUCUCCAAAGCGCGUCUACUCGUUUCGCCGCUCCACUCGAAACUUCCCACCAGGGAGCAGACGGCUGUGUUCGAUCGUCCACCGGACGGUGUGCGCAAGAUCAUCCUCUCCACGAACAUUGCCGAAACGUCCAUCACGAUCGACGACAUCGUGUACGUGGUGAAUGCGGGCCGGCACAAGCUAAACCGGUACGAAAAUGGCGUUUCCGUGCUGCGCGACGAAUGGAUCUCGGUGUCGAACGAAAUCCAACGCAAAGGACGGGCGGGCCGUGUACGGGAAGGCAUUUGCUACCAUCUGUACAGCCGAGGGCGCAAGCGUACCUUCCAGGAGAACGUUGAGCCGGAAAUCGUGCGUGUUGCGCUGGAGGAAGUGAUACUGCAAAUUAAAAUCCUGCAGCUCGGUGAAGCACGUGCCUUUAUGGCGCAUCUGCUGGACAAACCGAGUGACGGCAUUAUCGAAUCGUCGCUGGAGCUGCUCAACCGACUGAAUGCGAUCGACGACGAGCAGAAGCUUACCCCGCUCGGGUUCCAUCUGGCCCGGCUGCCGAUGGAUCCGCGCACCGGCAAGAUGAUACUGCUCGCGUCCAUCUUUAGCUGCAUCGAUCCGAUCACCUCGAUUGCGGCCAGCCUCACGUUCAAGACGGCCUUCUACCGGCCGCUCGGGAAGGAGAAGGAAGUCGAUCGGAUAAAGCGCAAGUUUGCGCAGGACUCGGCGAGCGAUCACAUUAUGCUCGCGAACGUGAUCGCCGAGUGGCGCGAGCAGCCGAACAAGGGGAGCUUCUGCGGGCGACACUUCCUGAACGGUGCCACGCUGCAGCAGCUGGCCAACAUGAAGGAACAGUUUGCCGAGUAUCUGCAUACGGCCAAGUUUACGGCGGUGGCACGCUCGGACGCGGGACCGAACAAUCGCCAUGCGGGCAAUUUGGAGCUGCUGCGCGCGAUCGUUGGGGCGGGCCUGUACCCGAACGUGGCGUUUGUGCGGAAGGUGAUCCGCUCGCGGAACAGUCCCGAUGGGCGCCCGAUCCUGAACAUUGAAGGGUUGGGACGGGCGGAGAUACAUCCUGGGUCGGUCAAUGGAAAUCGGGGCGUGUUUCAUUCGAAUUUCGUCGUUUAUUACGACAUGCAAAAGAUUAACGCACUGACGAUCUUCGACACGACGGUUGUGAAUCCUUUUCCACUCCUGUUCUUUGGCGACUGUCACGUGGAAACGGAAAACGAUCACGAACUAAUCUCCAUCGCCGGCCAUUACUGCCUAAAGUGUGACAAGGAUACGUACAACCUAAUACAGGACCUCCGUACCGGUUUCAAUCUGUUCCUGCAGAAGCAAAUCUGCUCCCCGUCGCCGGUUGAUUGGAGCUCGCGCGAAGGCGAACUGUUGCGAGCCAUCAUUCGACUGAUUACUAUCGACUGCAAGUUUGAGGACGAUUUCGACGAUGGCGACUCAGACUGAUACAACUCCAAGGUUGCUCGCAGCAAGGUGCCACGUUUCAACUCCACCGUUUAAAACGCUUUCCGUUCCUCUCGUUCGACAAAAUUCCCUAACAGAACUUAACGCGGAAAUCUAGCAAGGAUUAGAACGAUUAAAGUGCGUCUCCGCACUCGGCAUAUUUUUCUAAAGUGGAAUAUAGUUGACUAUUUUCAGUCUCUAAAUAGAGCAAGGGGAAAGCGAACGAAACGAUGGAAUGGGAAGGCAAUUACUAUGCGGAUGCGGAUUAGGUUGCGGUCGUUCUUGCCAUCCUACCAUCCAGCGUGAGAGCAUUGGCAUUGCGGCCUAGGCAGCCCGCUUCAGUCUAGACCCAUUUGUUUUGCUUUGUGUGUACGGUCGGUGUCGGAUACUGGCUUGAAACCGGUGGCAAUAAUCCUUUUUUUUGUGUCUGUUUUGUUUGCUCAAUUCCCACUUUCGCUAAUGAGUUUUCACGCUUUUGAACGUUAAAUUGAGAGCGUAAAAUGAAUGAAAAUGCAAAGUAAAACUACAAACAACGGUCAUAUUAAAUAUCCUAAUAGAAUAAACAGUAUAAUAAAUUAUUCAACAAAUAAAUCUAA